GCGCUUUCGCAGGCGAUGGAGCGGUUAGAAGGCGUCAUGGUAAAUGCUCAUCAUGUGCGAGAAAAAAAUGGAGGCACUGACGUCAGCUUGCGAGAGGAAGCGCGAUGCUCGCGGUAACGUGAGCACAGAGCUCGCCCAAGUGCGAAAGUGCAGGACCAUUCUUAAGGUCGUUCGUCUUCAAAGAGAAAUCCUCCAGCUGUCGGAGAAAGAGACGCAACUAGUGGAAGAAGAACAUAAGUUGCGUCUCGAAGAAGACGUCCUAGCGCAUGAGGUAGAAACGAAGCGUUCGAGGUACGAGCGGCUCUGUAUGGGUACACAGAAGCUGGUGCAGCAGUUGACGCAUGUACAUAAAUGCCCGGGGAAAGGUGUGUGUGAAUAGUUAAGUGUAGUGAAGUGUAAUGUUAUAUAGUACUGUUCUAAUCUACUACUAAUCCACUUAUGAUAAGACAAAGCCCCACUCUUGUAAUAUACCCCUACUAUAAUACUAAGAUAGGAAUAACCUAUAUA
This is a messenger RNA of Agrilus planipennis (emerald ash borer), 507 nucleotides long. RefSeq lists its product as uncharacterized. The record is from RefSeq and is a predicted model, not a curated record. The coding region runs from base 44 to 379 and encodes 111 amino acids. Lineage: Eukaryota; Metazoa; Arthropoda; Insecta; Coleoptera; Buprestidae. The transcript has 2 exons.